This is a messenger RNA of Melanaphis sacchari, 1782 nucleotides long. RefSeq lists its product as uncharacterized. Gene Ontology annotation, molecular function: protein binding. Bases 539 to 1705 code for a protein of 388 amino acids. The record is from RefSeq and is a predicted model, not a curated record. Lineage: Eukaryota; Metazoa; Arthropoda; Insecta; Hemiptera; Aphididae. The transcript is spliced from 3 exons.
AGUCGCCAGUCGGUAUACGGAUUGGUUGGAUUUUGGAUUGCUCCUAGACGGCAGAUACUAUCGAGUAUCGACUGACGGGCUUCUCAUUUUGAAUUUCCAAAGUUCCAAGUUCUGACGAUCCAAGCGCCGUUGGCGCCGACGCGUCAGGCUCAUCUCAUCUUAUUAUUAUUUACAAUUUGUGUGAUUUUCCAAAUGUUUUUCAAUCGAACAUUGCCUGUUCACACUAUGGCUGUUAUUUGUAACAAGCCACUCGCCUUUAGCUCAUUUAUUUCAUCGACUUGACAUUCCGAUCAGUCCGUGGCUCAAACACUUAUUAGUUAUUACUAUACUAUAACGCGUGUGAUUUCAAAAAUCGAGUUUAAUUUCGUUGCAAGAUCACUUGGCCAAACGAUUUAUUCUAGUCCGCACUAGUAAAUUUAUGUGGACGUAUUGUUCCAUUCUGUCGAUGAUACUUGGUGUGGUUUGCAGACCCAUUGCCUCUACUCAUUAAUGCUUGUCGUCUGGUUCGUUUUAAGUUUGAUACAUCUAAAAAUUUAAAAUGGAUGUCCUCAGUUGUCCAUGUAUGCGUAGUGAAAACCCUAAAGACCGUGUAUGUUUUUCUAAUGAUAGUGAUAAGCGUACUAUAUUUACAUUAAGUAAAUUGGCGUAUUAUGCUUGUAUUGACAUCAAAAGAAAAGAGUACAACAGAAUUAAGAAUGCACCAGAAGUCGACAUACAAAACUGUUGUCGCCAAAUAUUUUAUAGCAUUAAAACAAACUCAUUUUUGCCAUAUGAUCCAAAUCACUCAGUUAAUCUCCAUGUGUAUCAUGAAAGCGAAAAGGUGGCAUGUUUUGAAGCUGCGAGAGUUGGACAUAUGGACUGUUUAAAAUUUGCUCAUGAAAAUGGAUUUCAGUGGAACUAUAGAACAUGCAAAAGAGCUGCGAAUAAUGGACAUCUCGAUUGUUUAAAAUAUGCUCAUGAGCACGGAUGUCCAUAUGGCAAUAACGUUUUAAGACAUGCUGCUAAAAGUGGACAGUUAGAGUGUAUGAAGUACUUAUAUGAAACUGGAUGUAAAUUAUCAAUACUUGCAUGCUCUGCUGCAGCGGAAAGUGGUUUUCUACAAUGUUUAAAGUAUGCUCAUGAAAUUGGAUGUCCGUGGGGAGUAAAGACAUGUACUAAAGCUGCAGCUGGUGGUUACUAUGAUUGUUUAAAAUAUGCACACAAGAACGGAAGUGUCUUAACCCCGAAAACAUGUGCGGCCGCAGCAUAUGGUGGAUAUUUGAAAUGUUUAAAAUAUGCACAUAGAAAUAGAUGCAGAUGGGACGAAGAAACAUCAAAUAAUGCUGCACUUGGAGGACAUUUUAAAUGUCUAGUAUAUGCACAAAAACAUGGAUGUCCAUUGGGAUUAAAUAUUUUGGAAAAGGCUGCAAAAGGAGGAAACGUGGAUUGCAUGAAAUACUUGUAUAAAUUAGGAUGUCAAAUAGGAAGAUUAACCUGUGCUAUUCCUGCAAAAUAUGGAAACUUGGAAUGUUUAAGAUAUUGCCGUAAAAUUGGAUGCGAAUGGGGAAGAAAUGUGUGCACCAAAGCUGCAGCUGGUGGUCAUUUAUCAUGUCUUAUCUAUGCCCAUAAACAUGGUUGUAUUAUGACUUGUUCUACUUGUACAGCUGCUGCGAGAGAUGAACAUUUAGAAUGUUUAGAGUAUUGCCGUAAAUAUGUAGAUUGGUGAAAGUUAAAUAAAGUAUAAAUUAAUACUUUAAAAUGUUGAUUUGAAAAUGUGUUACUUGCUUAAGAAAUUAUAAUGAG